Molecule: messenger RNA, 867 nt
Organism: Kalmanozyma brasiliensis GHG001
Lineage: Eukaryota; Fungi; Basidiomycota; Ustilaginomycetes; Ustilaginales
Product: Brix domain protein
Exons: 1
Coding region: 1-867 (288 amino acids)
Biological process (GO): rRNA processing
Cellular component (GO): Mpp10 complex; small-subunit processome; nucleolus
Molecular function (GO): snoRNA binding; rRNA primary transcript binding
Source: RefSeq, a predicted model, not a curated record
AUGCUCCGCCGGCAAACGCGCGAGCGACGCGAGUACAUCUACAAAAAGGCGCUCGAGAGCAAAGAAAAACAGAUCUACGAGCGCAAGCAACAGAUCCGGGAAGCGCUCGCAUCCGGAAAACCUCUCCCACCAUCGCUUCGGGGGAAAGAAGCCGAAGAGCUCGGGCGGGAUUUGUCGCUGGAUGCAGCGCAGGAUGUGCCGGGGAGCAGUAUCGACGAUGAGUACUCGCGCGCUGGAACCUACGAUCCACGGGUGUUGGUCACUACGAGUAGAGAUCCAAGUUCGAGGUUGACGCAGUUUGCCAAGGAGGUGCGGUUGUUGUUUCCCAACAGUACGCGGUUGAAUCGUGGUGGGUAUACGGUGAGCGAUCUUGCAGCGGCAGCACGGAGCAAUGGGAUAACGGAUAUGGUGGUGUUGCACGAACAUCGAGGUGUACCCGACGCCAUGGUGGUGAGCCACUUUCCUCAUGGUCCAACUUUGCUCUUUACACUGCACAACGUCGUACUCCGCCACGAAGUCGGCGCUCAGUCGAGUACCGUCUCGGAACAAUACCCGUACCUUAUCUUCGAAAACUUCAACAGCAAACUCGGCGCGCGAGUGCAGAGCGCACUCAAGUUCCUCUUCCCCGUCCCCAAAGAGGAGAGCACCAGAGUCAUGAGCUGGGUCAACAAGGAUGAUUUUAUUUCCUUCAGACAUCAUGUCUACGUCAAGACGAGCCAUAGGGAGGUCCAACUGGCAGAGGUGGGUCCGAGGUUCGAGGCCAGGGUGUACGAGAUCAAACAGGGUACGCUGGAUCAAGGGGAGGCGGAUACAGAGUGGGUGCUCCGGCCGUAUAUGAAUACUGCGAAGAAGCGGAAUCAGUUGUAA